Molecule: messenger RNA, 1944 nt
Organism: Paramormyrops kingsleyae
Lineage: Eukaryota; Metazoa; Chordata; Actinopteri; Osteoglossiformes; Mormyridae
Gene: mest
Product: mesoderm specific transcript
Biological process (GO): acylglycerol catabolic process
Cellular component (GO): membrane
Molecular function (GO): monoacylglycerol lipase activity
Source: RefSeq, a predicted model, not a curated record
ACGUGCGGCCCCCCGUGGUCCCGCCCCCAGCCGUCCUACGUGAGCCUGGAAACAAGCACGAGCAUAGCCACAUCCUCCAACGGCCGGGAUGGAUUAACUUCGGUCGGGCAGCGUUGUGAGGGAGGGCAGCCCGUCGAGCCCAGGGAAAAGGCUGAGGCGAGACAGGGCUGCGGACGCUGUCCGCAUCUCAGGUGUGUUGAUUUGGAGAGUCCGCGGGCUAACGAGCUAGCUGGUCAACCCCAGUCCGGAUCCCUGCGGCUGGCAGCUCCGCGCUUUAGCCCUUGUCGGUGUUACCGUCCUUGGUGCUGUUAUCGGCUAAUUUAGCCGAGGUUAUCGUCAUUUGGCUUUUGAAAGUUACAAAGAGGACCGGGACCGAUUUCCACACCAUUAACUAACCUCAUUCAGGCAGCUGUGUGAUUUGCAGGUGCCCAGACGCUGGGAGCUGUCUCUCACCCGGGCCGAUUAUAUAGCGCUUGCAUAGCUCAGGGUGAGUGGUGCCCCAUCCCCCCAGGCAGGAUGAGGGAGUGGUGGGUCCAAGUCGGCCUGCUGUGCAUCCCCCUCAUCGCCGUCUACCUGCACAUCCCCCCACCGCAGCUCUCCCCCAACCUGCAGACCUGGCGUGCUGCUGGCUCUGUCUUCACCUUCAAGGGACACAGCAUCUUUUACCGAGAAUCGUUCGGUGCCGUGGGAAGCCCCGAUAUGGUUCUCCUUUUGCACGGCUUCCCCACCUCCAGCUACGACUGGUACAAGAUCUGGGAGCCCCUGAGCCAGCGAUUCAAUCGGAUCAUCACACUUGAUUUUUUGGGCUUUGGCUUCAGUGACAAGCCGCGGUCCCACCGGUACUCCAUCUUCGAGCAGGCCAGCAUCGUGGAAGCCUUGGUGUCUCACCUAGGGCUGGCCAAUCAGAGACUCAACCUCCUGUCACAUGACUAUGGUGACACCGUGGCUCUUGAGCUGCUCUAUAGGAGUGACCACAACAAAACCGGACAUCUGACGAUAAACAGCCUCUGCCUGUCCAAUGGAGGAAUUUUUCCAGAGACUCAUUAUCCAAGAUUGAUCCAGAAGGUGCUGAAGGAUUCGGGCUUCCUGUCCCCACUACUAACGAGACUCACCAACUUCCUGUUCUUCUCCCGAAGCAUCGGCGAGGUGUUUGGGCCCCACACUCAGCCCACAGAGGCCGAGGUCUGGGACAUGUGGACCGGGAUCCGCUUCAAUGAUGGGAACCUGGUCAUGGAUAGCAUCCUCCAGUACAUCAACCAGAGGCUGAAGCACCGGCAGCGCUGGGUCGGAGCUCUCACCUCCACCCUGAUUCCACUUCACAUGAUCUAUGGACCUCUAGACCCAGUGAACCCUCACCCUCAGUUCAUCAGCCUGUACCGGAGCCAGGUCCAAAGGUCUACAGUGUCCAUUCUGGACGAGCACAUCAGCCACUACCCCCAGCUGGAAGACCCCACCGGCUUCCUCAACGCCUAUCUCAGCUUCUUCAACUCCUUCUGAAGAUCUCCCAUCCAAUCCAGACAUGCAGCUUGUUUGCGUCCAUGCGCUAAGCCGGGUGACCCUAGACGGCUCAGACUGUGCCAUAACUGAACCAGCAAACUGCUCUAUGCAAACGAUUCAGCGCGGGGCUCUGUUCACAUGAACGUAGUGGUUUCAAUCACAUGUUCAGGGUGAACCUCUAGUCAUCAUGUUGACAGUUGUCAAAACAGUGUUUAUUUUUCUUCAGUCUUCCAUACGAGAUGCAAUAUGUGCGAGAGAACUCUGGCUAAUGUUUGAUUAGAUGACUACUGAUAUGAAUGUAUGACCCAGAGAGACUGCAGUUGUUCUAAAGCUCGGUGUUUUGUAACUGGGGCUUGAGUACCAUCUUGCUAUGAACUGGUAAGUUGCCCUGAGCAUCAAGAAAUUUUGGAAAUAUUUUAUGCCAAUUAAACUAGUUUUUCAAACGUG